CGGAGCCUUGUGUCCCAUCUCCAAUCCCCCUCCUCUUGCUCUCCUCGUGUGCUUCUGUGGAGAAACACUCGCUGCUUGUCUAGCUUCCAUUAUAUCGGCGUAGCUUGACCGGCCGGCUUGCGGAGAUGCCGGGCGGAGGGUUCGCCGUGUCGGCGCCUUCCGGCGUGGAGUUCGAGGCCAAGAUCACGCCCAUCGUCAUCAUCUCCUGCAUCAUGGCGGCCACCGGCGGCCUCAUGUUCGGCUACGACGUCGGCAUCUCAGGCGGAGUGACAUCGAUGGACGAUUUCCUGCGCGAGUUCUUCCCGGCGGUGCUGCGCCGGAAGAACCAGGACAAGGAGAGCAACUACUGCAAGUACGACAACCAGGGCCUGCAGCUCUUCACCUCGUCGCUCUACCUCGCCGGCCUCACCGCCACCUUCUUCGCCUCCUACACCACCCGCCGCCUCGGCCGCCGCCUCACCAUGCUCAUCGCCGGCGUCUUCUUCAUCAUCGGCGUCAUCUUCAACGGGGCCGCGCAGAACCUCGCCAUGCUCAUCGUCGGCAGGAUCCUGCUCGGCUGCGGCGUCGGCUUCGCCAACCAGGCCGUUCCCCUGUUCCUGUCGGAGAUCGCGCCGACGAGGAUCCGCGGCGGGCUGAACAUCCUGUUCCAGCUGAACGUGACCAUCGGCAUCCUGUUCGCGAACCUGGUGAACUACGGCACGAGCAAGAUCCACCCGUGGGGCUGGCGGCUGUCGCUGUCGCUGGCCGGCAUCCCGGCGGCGAUGCUCACCCUGGGCGCGCUCUUCGUCACCGACACCCCCAACAGCCUCAUCGAGCGCGGCCACCUGGAGGAGGGCAAGGCGGUGCUCAAGCGCAUCCGCGGCACCGACAACGUGGAGCCGGAGUUCAACGAGAUCGUGGAGGCCAGCCGGAUCGCGCAGGAGGUGAAGCACCCGUUCCGCAACCUGCUCCAGCGCCGGAACCGCCCCCAGCUGGUCAUCGCCGUGCUCCUCCAGAUCUUCCAGCAGUUCACGGGCAUCAACGCCAUCAUGUUCUACGCCCCCGUGCUGUUCAACACGCUCGGGUUCAAGAGCGACGCGUCGCUCUACUCGGCGGUGAUCACCGGCGCCGUCAACGUGCUGGCCACGCUGGUGUCGGUGUACGCCGUGGACCGCGCCGGGCGGCGCGCGCUGCUGCUGGAGGCCGGCGUGCAGAUGUUCCUGUCGCAGGUGGUGAUCGCCGUGGUGCUGGGCAUCAAGGUGACGGACAGGUCCGACAACCUGGGCCACGGGUGGGCCAUCCUGGUGGUGGUCAUGGUGUGCACCUACGUGGCGUCCUUCGCCUGGUCCUGGGGCCCGCUGGGGUGGCUCAUCCCGAGCGAGACGUUCCCGCUGGAGACGCGGUCGGCCGGGCAGAGCGUGACGGUGUGCGUCAACCUGCUCUUCACCUUCCUCAUCGCGCAGGCGUUCCUCUCCAUGCUCUGCCACCUCAAGUUCGCCAUCUUCAUCUUCUUCUCGGCGUGGGUGCUCGUCAUGUCCGUCUUCGUGCUCUUCUUCCUCCCGGAGACCAAGAACGUGCCCAUCGAGGAGAUGACCGACAAGGUGUGGAAGCAGCACUGGUUCUGGAAGAGGUACAUGGACGACGACGACCACCACCACCACAACAUCGCCAACGGCAAGAACGCCACCGUCUGAAAAGUGUUACUACUCCUACUAUGUAAAUGUAACACUGCCUGCCUGCACAACUCGACUUAGAAAGAAGAAAGAUGGAUACUGAGCUUUAUCGAUCGAUCUCAUCUCAUCUCGUAUCGACUGUAAGAUGUGCAGACACUUUCUCAGUCGCGAGCUCAACUAUUACACUGCUGACAUGCGACGAGGAACAGCAGGCAAUGCGGUAGUAAACCUUGCAGUUCUGUAUAAUAGGUACGGAAUACGUAGUAGUGAAGAGUAUUUCGGUCUUUCUUGUUUAGUAUCCUUUAUUAUUUAUGUGUCUAUUUGUU
Molecule: messenger RNA, 1978 nt
Organism: Triticum urartu
Lineage: Eukaryota; Viridiplantae; Streptophyta; Magnoliopsida; Poales; Poaceae
Product: sugar transport protein MST4
Biological process (GO): monosaccharide transmembrane transport
Cellular component (GO): membrane
Molecular function (GO): monosaccharide transmembrane transporter activity
Source: RefSeq, a predicted model, not a curated record